Cornus florida is the source of this 2338-nucleotide messenger RNA. Its product is annotated as protein CHUP1, chloroplastic-like. The coding region runs from base 300 to 2183 and encodes 627 amino acids. Gene Ontology annotation, cellular component: chloroplast outer membrane. Gene Ontology annotation, biological process: chloroplast organization. The record is from RefSeq and is a predicted model, not a curated record. The transcript has 6 exons. NCBI's taxonomy places the organism in Eukaryota, Viridiplantae, Streptophyta, Magnoliopsida, Cornales, Cornaceae.
AAAGAAAGAAGACCGUUCCUCGUCAUUUGUGCCCACCCUUUACCACACUCCUUCCUACUCUAACACCCUCUCUCUCUCACUCUCUCAAACUAUUCUGUCUCUCACAAACUCCAAGUUGCUCCCCCAGACCUUACUCUCACAGCAAGUCCGACAACGACGUCUUUGGAAUUGAUCACUCUUCGCUUUCUCUCUCUAGAUUGCAAACGAGAGGACUGUAAAAUAUUGCAAACUUGAAAGAGUUGUAGAUAUAUAGAGGGAGUAGAGAGAAAAAGAGAGAUUAGCUUGGAUUUUGGGCAACAAUGGUUGCUGGGAAAGUAAAACAGGCAAUGGGUCUCCAAAAAUCACCUUCCAAUCACAAACCAGACGCCUCUCCGAAGCUAACAUGUCCAUCGCCCAGCUCGGGUGCCAAGGUAAACCAGAAGGGGGCUAUGUUCUCUCGCUCAUUCACCAAUUACUUCCCACGCUCCUCCGCUCAGGUCCAGCCUCGGCCGCCGGACGUGACGGAGCUCCUCCGUCUCGUGGAGGAGCUCCGCGAAAGAGAGUCUCGCCUGAAAACACAACUCCUAGAACAAAAGCUUCUAAAGGAGUCCGUAGCCAUUUUGCCGCGUCUCGAACACGAGAUCUCGUUGAAAGACGCAGAGAUUGAUCGCUCUGAGAAGAAAAUCGAUUGCUUGGAAGCAGAGAACGACCGAUUGAGACAAGAAUUGGAGUUUUUGCACUCCAAAAUAUCGGAAUUGAAGGAUUUGAAUGAGAAGAAAUUGAAGGUAAUGGAAGCAGAGAUUGCAGAUUUGAAGAAAGCAUUAACAGAGCAAAACAGAGUAGAAUCGAGAGGACACUGGAACAAUGAAAUUACGGAUAGUGAUGAGUUGUCAUCUUCACAGAGGUUCUUUCAAGGUUUGAUUGAUGGGUCUGUGAAGUCAAAUCUGAUGAAGAACGUUAGAAAAGGGGCGAAAUUUACCGACAUUGGUGCGAGUCCUGAGAGUAGCAGCAAGAAUGUGGUUGUGGAAACAGAGAGGCCAAGACAUUCUCGUUGUGACUCAGAAGAAAUUGCAGAGAUCUCUGAAUCUUCUAUUUCAGUGAGGUCUCGAGUGCCUAGGGUUCCGAAACCACCUCCAAGACCAUCUUCUUCUUCGUCUUCAUUGUCCUCAUCUUCAUCUUCCUCACACGGUACUUUAAGCAUAUCAGCGGAGAGAGCAUUGAAUGAAUCGUCACCGGUUCCACCUCCGCCACCAGUGAAAUCGGUGCCUCCACCUCCCCCUCCGCGGCCGCCAAUGGCUGCCCCACCUCCUCCUCCGCCACUACCGGCGAAGGGAAUGAAGUCUGUGCCAACAAAGGUUAGGCGAGUGCCGGAGGUGGUGGAGUUCUACCACUCACUGAUGAGGAGGGAUUCUCGUCGGGACUCCGCCGGCGGCACAUCCGACUCUCAGGCGACGACGGCCAACGCCCGUGACAUGAUCGGCGAAAUUGAAAACCGGUCAGCUCAUUUGCUCGCAAUCAAGACAGACGUAGAAACACAAGGUGAUUUCAUUAGGUUUUUGAUCAAAGAAGUUGAGAAUGCUGCAUUCACAGACAUUGAAGAUGUUGUACCUUUUGUUAAAUGGCUUGAUGAUGAGCUCUCUUACCUGGUUGAUGAAAGAGCAGUGCUGAAACACUUCGAAUGGCCGGAAAAGAAGGCCGAUGCAUUGCGGGAAGCAGCAUUCGGGUAUUGUGAUCUGAAGAAACUUGAAUCGGAGGCUUCACCCUUUCGUGACAAUGCUCGCCAACCUUGUGGCUCUGCUCUCAAGAAAAUGCAGGCUUUGUUUGAGAAAAUAGAGCAUGGAGUUUACAAUCUCUCUCGAAUGAGAGAAUCAGCUACUAAGAGAUAUAAAGUAUUUCAAAUUCCAACGGACUGGAUGCUUGACACUGGAUUCGUUAGUCAGAUCAAGCUGGCAUCUGUUAAAUUAGCCUUGAAGUACAUGAAAAGAGUGUCUGCAGAGCUUGAAACAAUUGAUGGUGGUCCCGAAGAAGAAGAGCUAAUAGUUCAAGGGGUACGGUUUGCGUUCAGAGUACAUCAGUUUGCUGGAGGUUUCGAUGUGGAAACAAUGAGGGCAUUCCAAGAGCUGAGGGACAAAGCCAGAUCAUGCCAUAUACAAUGCCAAAACCAGAACCAACAGAAAAUUGUAUGCCGGUCCACGGCUUGCUAGUUCAUCUGUAGCAAUCUCAGCUUCAAAUAUGGUACCGGUUUUUUUGUUGUAAAGAUGGAACAAACAAACACCUCAGGGUGUCGUCUGUGAAUACGAUGGCCACGGCCUCUAUGCAUUCAGAUUUAUUUAUAAGCUAUAUAAUUUAAUUGACGAAA